Molecule: messenger RNA, 429 nt
Organism: Rangifer tarandus platyrhynchus (Svalbard reindeer)
Lineage: Eukaryota; Metazoa; Chordata; Mammalia; Artiodactyla; Cervidae
Source: the annotation of a GenBank genome assembly
AUGAGUAUAGACACACACAGGAGAGGCAGGGCUGCACCUGAACCAGGGUUCACGCUGUGCCUCCUCGCAUCAGAGAAGGAGCCAGUUAGCAGGGGAUCAAGCAGAUCUGUGAGAGCCCGGGGCCGCUCCACUCCCCCAGCGAAGCUGACACACGACAGCCACUGGGCCUCCUGGGCAGGGACCCCCUUGGCCUCGGCAGCUGCUCUUGCCGCUGGUGACAUUUCACUCCAUGAGCAUCCUGGCUUCAAAGUCUCUGCAGGCAUUGUGGGGGUGGGGGGUGUUGGAGAGGCUGGGCUGGGGGAGGGCUCCAGAGUGGGGCCACAGGAGGAGGACCGAGCAGCCAGGAGUCAGCCGGAGGCUUCAGCUGAAGUAUAUGGUCCCGACGGGUUGGGAGCAGCUACCCCCAGCCCUCAGGCACAAGGGACAUAG